Closterium sp. Yama58-4 is the source of this 687-nucleotide messenger RNA. NCBI's taxonomy places the organism in Eukaryota, Viridiplantae, Streptophyta, Zygnematophyceae, Desmidiales, Closteriaceae. The record is from the annotation of a GenBank genome assembly.
AUGGCGCCGUCAAAGCACCUCUCGAUUCUCGCCGCCAUCUACACGCUCGCAUUGCUGCUGGCGUCGGCUUCCGCGCGGCCCAGCAAGGAGGAUCUGAUCAACGAGUUCAAGGCGGCUCGCCUUGCUCUCAGUGACCCCAAGCUGAACGGAAAAUACCAGAGCAGCGGCGCAUUCAUGGACCGCCUCAUCCUGGUUCUGGCCUCGAGGCUUUUUGUUGCCGUGUCUGGUCAUGCUUGCCUUCGUGCAUUGUUUCUCAUCUGCAUUAAACAUUUCCUUCUCCGUGAUGCAGAGACCGACUGGAACCCAACCGACGAUUACCUCGCCAAAACCGAGGGGAAAACCGUCCUGCUACCCGAGGAUGCGGUCAUUGCUUCCGUGGUGCCUGACGCCGUCACAUCCACAUUGACGACCCCCAAGCCACAGCCCAGCGACGUUAUCCCGUACGGGAACUGGAUUCGCGCCAACAUGCUGGACGGGGUGUUCUACCAGGAGCAAGACAUCAAGAGCGCCCCACAGCUGAAGAACGCGAAUGGCAACAGCAUGAAUAGGACCGAGGUCUUCGACACCAGGACUGGGACGAUGAAGGUGGCCAUCGGGAAGGCCAGGGCAACGAUUAGGGUUCCCACGAUUUUCAGAGGGAAUAUUUUUAUCAUGCAUGGCGUAGAUGCGGUGCAGCCGAGGGUUUAA